Messenger RNA from Zeugodacus cucurbitae (melon fly), 3574 nucleotides. RefSeq names its product probable cytochrome P450 6a13. NCBI's taxonomy places the organism in Eukaryota, Metazoa, Arthropoda, Insecta, Diptera, Tephritidae. The coding region runs from base 1426 to 3021 and encodes 531 amino acids. Gene Ontology annotation, molecular function: heme binding; iron ion binding; monooxygenase activity. The record is from RefSeq and is a predicted model, not a curated record. The transcript is spliced from 2 exons.
CUGAGCUGCGCGUUUCGUACACAAAGCGCGUUAUGGUCACGAAGGCCGCAUAUAGUCAGCUGGCGCUUCAGCGCUUUUUCUCAUAUGAAUUGGGUCACCUAUUUUACCCAGCCAGUUUUGUUUACAAUUUUCAAUUUGAAUACUUGCCGACUUUGCUCCAAAAGCCAGCCACAAAAGACACCACAUAUUUGCUUCGAUUUUAAUUUAAAUGCAUUGUAGUCUUUUAUUUAAACAGUUAAUUUGCCGAACUUAUUCAAUAUUGUUUAUUUAUAGCCCAGCUAUACAACCCAACCUUUAUGCUUCUCUCCUUUUUAUUAAUUUCAACGAUAACUUCAUAACUCUGUUUUUACAAAUUUUAUUUUGCGCUUUUCGCGCGCGUCGUCAACAACGCCGCGGUUGGCGCGCAGCACUAUCGUUUUCAUUCGUCCAUGGGUACAACGUCUGUCAUUUUCUAGAGCUGUUAAUUGAAUUUCAAAACACCGCGAAGUUGUUUGCGCGUGGGUCCCCAGCACCGGCGGACCCGUUUUUCCAGCAUCUGCACGCAUUCAAAGCGCCCAGCCGCACACAAGUGAGCAGAGCAAACCGCGGACCAGCAGAUGUGGAACUAUUUAGAUUAGUUGUCGUGCGCAGGGUAAUUUAACUUGCAAAUGUAGACAUUCCAAGACACUAAAUAGACUUAUACAAUGCCGCAGCGGCAACAACAACAAUGAAGAGUGUAUUAAGGUAUAAAAAAGGUAAGACAAUAAAAAGCCAAAUAUGUACAAUGGUGCGUCCGUGUUAAUAUGCUUCAGAUGCGAUAACGAUGCGUUGGACAACAACUGCAAUAACAACAAUGAAAUAAUUAGCGACCACACCAACAUCACUUUCACUUUCAGGGGACGCUCGUCAACGCCAAUAGCCGGGUGCGUCGUAAUAGCCACAAUAUUUUAGCGGCCCUCAGCGGUCGUCGCGUUUGUGCCGUCAUCGCAGAAGACGCAGAAGAGCGUGUGUGUAAUUCGUGCAACUUCUAUAUUUUUCCGUAUUUAUUUGUAUUCAUUUUUUGUGUGUUUUCCGUUUUUUCUGCAUUCCUUCAGAUCAGCGCGUUAAUUGCCGCCGUCGUCACAGCGGCUAUUCUUCUUCUUCCUCUAAUAUUCGGUUAAUAACAAAGCCACACCGGCAACUGCGGUUUCCCGCCGCACCAAAUCAAGCUCAGCUGCCAGCUACGACGAACAUGACAAAAACGCUUAAGCAACAACGCGUCAGUCAAGCUGCCAGCCAAACCGCAAAUGCGAUAGCCAGCUAACCAGGUUGGUCAAACGGCUGCAGUCAGUGCAAAGUCAGUCAGUCGAGCAGUUCACAGCGAAGCGGUCCAAUACCGCUGCUUCCACUGCCGAAUAUACGUAGUAGUCGAUAUUUUGCAAAGCUACCGCCGCACGUCACUUCAACAUGGAUCCGCUCACAAUUUUGUUGCUUUCGUCCAUCAUCCUGGCGCUUUUGUGCGUACAUUUGCAUCGCAAACAACAAUACUGGGAGGCACAGGGCAUACCGCUGCUCAAACCGUUUCUGUACUUUUUUUACGGCCGUGGUCGCAUUGGCACCGACUGCCAUGCCAUCGAUAUACCUAAUGAAGUCUAUCAGCGUUUUCGCGAAUCGGGCGCGCCCUUAGCGGGCAUGUUCAUGCUCAGCGAUCCCCUAAUCAUAUUACUCGAUUUGGAGCUCAUCAAGCAUGUGUUGAUUAAGGACUUUGCCAACUUCAGUUAUCGCGGCCUUUACCACAAUCUGCGCGACGAUCCGCUGAUGGGUAAUCUAGCUGCAAUCGAUGGCCCUUACUGGAAGCGUCUGCGCGCCAAGCUCACGCCAUCCUUCACAACGGGUAAAAUGAAGUUCAUGUAUCCCACGCUCAUAAAAGUGGCCGAGCAGUUGUCGGGGGUUGUGGAUCGGCGCAUAUCCGCCGAAGGCGUAAUCGAUGUGAAAGAUCUGUCCGCCUGUUAUACCACCGAUGUGAUAGCGAGCUCCACACUGGGCAUUGAGUGUGAUAGUCUGCACAAUCCGCUUGAGGACUUCCGUCUGAUCACCGUUAAGUUCUUCGAGGAGUACAGUGUAACGCGCGAUUUGAUUAGCCAACGUCUGCCACAGCUUGCCAAAUUUUUGCACUGGACCAACACACCGAAAGUGGUCACAGAUUUCUACAUCAAAGUUGUGCGCGACAAUAUAGCCUACCGUGAGGAGCAUGGCAUCGUGCGGCAAGACUUCUUGCAAAUUAUGAUCGAUCUGAUUAAGACAGAAUCGCUCACGAUGGAAGAGAUUGCAGCGCAGGUGUUUGUCUUCAUCAUUGCGGGCUAUGAGACCACCUCGACGACAAUGACAAAUUGUCUGUGGGAACUGGCGGUGAACGAGGACAUACAGGAGUUAGUGCGCGAAGAAAUCGUACAGGUGAUGCAGGACCAUGAUGAUGUGCUCACCUAUGAGUGCCUCAAGCAGAUGACCUACUUGGAUCAGGCGCUCAAAGAAACCCUACGCAAACAUCCAAUUGCGCCCGCAUUGAAGCGCGUCGCUUAUGAAGACUACAAAGUACCGGGAACUAACUAUGUCAUCAAAGCCAACACCACGGUACUCAUACCAUCCGAAGCGAUACAACACGAUCCACGCUACUAUCCAGAACCAGAGAAAUUCGAUCCGUUGCGUUUCACACCCGAAGCCAUGGAGGAACGACACCCGAUGACAUUCCUGCCCUUCGGCGAUGGGCCACGCAAUUGCAUUGGUCUACGCUUCGGGCGCAUGCAAGUGCUCAUCGGUUUGGUAAUGCUGUUACGUAAAUAUCAUUUUAGUGUGGCACAGACUACGCCCAUACCGAUCGUGUACGAUAAAACGAUACUGCUACGUGCGCCGAAGGGAAAAGUAGAGCUCAAGUGUGAGCGCUUGGUUGAGCAGAAAUACGUAGAUCAUGUGGGAAAGGGUGUUGAUGUAGAGUUGGAAAACUUUGCCUCAAGCAUUAGAGUGCGCCGUGAGUAUGAAUACGCAGAUGGCGAGAGAAAUAAAUAGUACUAUUGGAAGUGUAAUAUUUCGGUUGUGAAUUGGUUAAUUUUAAAAUGUGGUGCUGAUGACAGUCACAGUUUGAGUUUGCGUCGUAAGAGACUGCUUCAUAAAGAGAUUGUGAUGAUGAGAAUUGUUUCAGACCGGUUAUGUGUAGGUUGUGAAAAUUGUAAGCGAAAUUAUUAUACAAGUUAGAUAUUUUACCAAGUCGGAAGACGAAAUCGUAGUUGGAAAUAACUGUCCAAGCACAUAAUGUACCUAAACUUAGUAGUAUAGUUACGAGUCCUGUGCACUCGCUUAGUUAGUCUCCUGCUUUAGUGCGACCAAAUAGUUUAACGGUGCUUCCGAACCGCUUACCAAAUACAAGUUUUUUUUGCAUUACCAUAUAUAUUGACACUGCAUAUGCAUAUAUUUUUUACCGUUAUAUCAAUAUACUUACGCAUAUUUUAUUGUUUUUAUAAAUAUUUUAUUCAGAAAAAAACCGUAAUUUUAUAUUUGUAUUUUUCAAAUAAAUUUUUUUGAUUUUUUAUUUUAAAAACAUCGUUUCUCAUACACAAAUUAA